AGAUUAUUAUCUUAACGAAAAAUCGAGCAUUGGGAUCAAAAAAACAUCAAAACCAAGUUCAGCAAAUUUACAAUGAUAUACGAAUGGGAUUAGCAACCGCAUUAUUUUAUUGGUCUGCGCAAAGAGGACUUUCUAAGGAAAUUGUUGUUAAGCUAAUUAAAAAUAUAUCAAAUUUUUCCCAAAUUCAAUCAUCGGGAAUAAUAGAUAAUGUAACAUUAAAAGUUAUUUUUUCAUUAAUGUAUGCGUGCGAUACAAGUGUUUUGCUUAAAUAUGAAGCUCCUAGCAAUAUUUGGCAGACCAUUCCUAUAUUUUCUCAAGGGGACUUUUUACAAACGGUUUAUGACGCAUUAAUUCCCACUCAACAGGAUGGUCUGACUGGAACCAUCAAACUCGCUUUUGGAUUAGCAUUAACUGGUUUCAGACACGCAUCUAUGCAGGUACCGAAUUCAUCAUCGAGAAUUAUAGCAUAUGAUGAGCAACUUAUUGAUGCUGCAAUCAACAGCAAAGUGUUCGACUUUUUAUACUAUUAUGUUUUAGAAAACAAAGAUGUAUAUCGGCAUGAAUUUUUAUAUCGUCGUAUUCAUAUGCUAUUGACGGACUUUAUAGAAUUUAUGCAUUCCAAAGUAACUGAAUUACGAGGAAAGGCAGAUGAAACGGCGAGAACUGUUAUGGGAUUUAUAAAGGAAGGACUGGAGCCGCCAUUUAACUUAGACCACAGUUUUGAAAUGUUGAUGUUAUGUAUCUCUAAGUUUUAUAAAGAUAAUAGGGCAGGACUAGCAUUGUGCGUGGAAUUUUGGGAACCACUCGAUUCAACGUUCACUUCUGUGAAAGCUACCACUCGUUCAGUUUCCCUAUUUAAAUUUAUUCGUUUAGCUGGAGAAUUACUGCCAUCUACCUUGUUUGUAUCGUAUUUAAAAAUGAUUGCUGGUUUGACUAGUUGUGAAAAGUCUGCGCGUAAUACAUUCAAUCUUUUGAAACAAGCUUCAGGAUUAACGGGAAGUUCAACUCUAUCUUGGGAACAUUUUUUCGGAUCGUUGAUUCAAUACUAUUCAAAUUUACGACAAGAACAUGGGGUUGGCAGUGAAAUAUCUUACAAAACUCAUUUAAACCGAAGUAUUAACCCUCAAGAGAUUGAAGCUCUUCAGUCAGUACUGGAAGUGAUAAGAGCCGUGGCUACCUAUGAUGAAUUAUCAAGAAUAGCAAUUUGUGAAAACCCAAAUUGGGCCCCAUUACAAAUACUUCUAGGUUUAUUAAGUUGUCCGGUAACACUUGUGUUGAAAGGAAAUAUAUUACAAACGUUGGCUGCGCUAGCCAAGUCUAAAGAAACAGCAACCAUUCUUUGGAACAUCCUUGAGACUUCUCAAAUUAUUCCAACAAUACCUGUUAUAAGUUCCAACAAAUCAUGCAAUCUUCUAACGGAAAUAUCACAGAACGAAUCUCGCCUCGAAUGUUAUCCCCUUUCUCAAGGUAUCUUAGACUUGAUAUUUUCUUUAUUAAAAGCUUGUAUGCCUAAAAACUUAGGAGCGGACCACCGAAAACCAGGACUACAACCUUAUAUAACUUUUGUUUUUGAAGAAAUUUUCUUCAAAUUCUAUGAUAGACAGUAUAAAAAUUUGACAGAAAAAUGGGAAAUCUGUUUGAAAUGUUUGAAAAUAUUGAACUAUUUAGUACAAACAUAUGAACCAGCGUUAAAAGAUUUUGAAGAGCUCCAAGACCAAAGUUCGCCAAUGGGGUAUUAUAUAAUGCUACAGCUGCAAAAAAAAUCUCACUUUUUAAAUAUACUUCUUCUAAUAAUUGAUGAUGCACGACAAAAGCUUGAUGAGUACGAACAAUUUAAUGAAAGAGAGUUGCUUGAGGAAAGUGCCCUUCUCUGCCUUUUAAUAAUAAAAGAAGGAUUAAUUAAACAAAAAGAGUUUUUGAAUUCUCACAAUAUUGCGAAUACGUCAAAUAUUAUUUUUGGUUUAAACAAAAUCAUAUUAGAUGUCAAUCCACGCAGUCAACGUCCGGAUCAUCUAUUGAAUAUAACAAAAUUUGUCAUGUACUGCAGUUGGCUACCCAAUCACUCCUUUGCUGCUGUAAAUAUUCUUAAUAUGGUUUCGAAGAUGCCUAAUAUUUCAUCCCAAAUCUUGGAUGUAUUUAUUUCAAACGGAUAUAUAUAUGAUGAAAUUCGUCAAGGGUUUGUGGAUUGUCUAGAUAUGGAUAUAAAUGCAAAUAACUUCUAUGGAAAAUCUAUCGAGUUUUUAAAACCGCACAAAAUUUAUUUAAAAAUCAAAACCUCUAUAUUAGAGUUUCUUCGAAAUUGUAUAUCACAACCAUAUCCAAAUAUUGGGUAUUAUCUUCUCGGGUUUGAAUAUACUACUGAUGCUAUCGAAAAACGAAAACUUAAUAUUAUAGAUUCGUUUAAUCAUUGUUUAAAAGCAAUAAUAGCUUUAUUAGAUGAACAUUUAGAGGCAAUGAGAGCUUCAAAUGACUACGAUGCAGAUUUGGAGCAAAUUAACAAGAGCUCAUAUUUCAUCUUAUAUUUGUUGUGUUCCAAUACACGAACAUCCGAAGGAAUUUUACGAUAUUUACGAGCAUCAAACGAUUUUAUUUGCCGACACUUACACGAACUCCCAUUUAAAAACAUCAAAUACUCCCACAUUCUAUAUCAGACAAGUUACUUGCUAGAAUGUACUGCAAUAGAAUUAAAACUAUCAAGUUCUUAUUGUCAAAUAAGUAGAGUUCAGCAAAUUUGUGAAAUUUUGUUGGGUACUGCUACUAACAAGUCUGAAGAUCAACUUUCUAUUAAUUCUACUUUAUUUUUUUCCCAUUCAUCUCCUGUUUUAAAUGAGCAUUUUAUUAAACCGAAAUCUGAAAGAGUGCCAAAUUUUUUGCUUAGUAACAUUCUGGAUUUUUUAGAGUUUGAGGUAAAAGAAAUAACUACCAUUAAAUGGGAUUUCUUUGAUAUUUCUUUAUCUAAACAAAUAUUCAAUGAGUGCGAAUUCAUAACAGAGGAGGGUCACUCAUUAAUUAAUUUACAAAAAUUGCACAAAAUACUUCACGAUGAGCUUUGCAAUGUACAAGGCACUAUAGCCGGUGGACAACGAAAAUUAAUAUUGCAGGAAAUUGAGUCCAUAUUGAUAUAUGCUCUCAAAAUAAAUGAAAUGCGGAAUAAAAACAAGGGAACGAUCAAAGUAAUGGAUGCCUGGGCACAAGUAUAGUAUUUAUUUGUAUAAUUUUAUUAGAUUCUGAGUAUUUUUAUUAAAUCUUUAGGUUUCUGAAAUUAUAUUUAUAUACGCUUCGGAAAAUACUUUGCCAUAUACUAUCAAGCAAGAACUUUUAUUUGAAAUAUUACAAAGACUUCUUAACAAAGCAGUAUCCAUACAACUUCCUUUGGAAAUAUCAAUUUUAACAUCGGAAGCAAUUUUUAUACUCAUUGUCUGCUUACGACAAUGUUUCUCCCGAAAUCUAGAAAACAUGGGAAACGAUACAACUAACGCUGCAUACUACGGAAAUGUGAAAACUAUUAAUAUUGUAAGCUCAGAUUCAAACAUAUUAAAUCUAAAAUCAAUAUUGAAGCGACUUUUAGAGUGGAUUGUAGUAAGCGAUGUUAAGUCUCAAAAGCUUCGAAUAAACUUGUAUGCUGCAAUACUGAGCUGUCUCCGAAUGUUAAAUGGGCAUUUCUUAGAAAACAUAACAUCCCGUAAUUAUGAAACAUUUGUUUCUCGUUUAGAUAAAAAACUUGCACCUUCAGUAAACCCAGUAGUAACGCAGGUUCCAGUCGAAUUAUUUUCGUUAUUUGGAGAUAAAUUAAUUGAUAUAAUGUGUCGUGAUUGUGUUAUUGGGCAUGAUGUAUGUAAAAUGCUUGCUAUGUCGUGUUUUGUUUCAGCGUUAGAAUUUAAUAAUAUUCAAAGUGUCUUGCAAUUGUUUGCAAAUAGGGGUUAUUUAGCUAAUGUCAUCGAAAACUUAGAAAAAUCCGAUCAAGAUUUAUGCCUUAUCGUAAGUGACUCAAUUAAAAAUAUAAAAGCAUUAUAUGUCUACGAAUCACACAUGGCACUACUACUCAGAUUUGCUAAUUGUUCUAUGGGUGCUGAAAUGCUGUUAUCAGCUAAACUAUUAAGUGUUUUAUCUAAAAUGAGGGUGUUUGAUUUGCAUCCAAAUUUUCAAGGCUUUGUAAAUAGUCAAAAUGCCAUAUCGGAGUUUCUGCCUGCAGUGAACAAUCGCUUUCGUCAGAUAUUUUUCCCAGCUAUACAGCUAUGUAAUGCUAUUAUAUCAACUCUUGGAAUGGACAAUCUGUCAGCUAUUUCCCAAAUAGCGAAUUUUUUGUUUUCUCACUUUGAAAUCACCGAGUUCAUACUAAGAACCGGUUUGUCCCAUUCGGAUUUGGGUAUUAUGAAUGAACUUUCUAUGGUUACUGGCAUUAUUGCGCGAGUUAUGCGAAAGGAUAUAUACUUACCAGAUGACGUAAACACGAAUCAAUACAAAAUCUACUCUCACAAAAUUAAUAAAUAUAUGUUGCAUAUAUUCUGUUAUUUUGUAUUAAACAACGAUAUUUUGAAGCGAAACACAAAACUGGAUGCUCAAAUAAACGAAUUUUCGGAACCUAAUUGCAUCAAACACUAUGUGGACAUCGCCGCAAAUGUUACAAUUUUCUUCCGCUACAAAUUUACAAAUACUAUAAACUUGAGUGAUAUUCUCUUCAAACCGAAGAAAAAUACAUCACUUAGUAGAAUGGAUAAAUUGGAGAGAAGUGUAACUGAAUCGCUAGACUUCACGACAGUGUUGAAUCACUUGCAAGGAUCGGUAGAAUAUUUAGAGAUGCAAAAACGAAUUACUGAUAAUAUAGUUUCCCACAGAUCUUACAUGGCAGAUGCUAGCAUUGAUAACUCUAUUCGCUUUUCUAAUAACGAAUGGAUUAAACAAUAUGAAAGCAGACAAAAGGAACUUUCGUUAUACGUUUUUAUCAUCGAACAAACUUUGUAUUUAUUGUGGUUACACUUGAACUUUUACGUUAGAUCGAAUGCUAGUGCAACUGGACAGGGUUUAACACUUACCAUCGAAGAAUACCUUCCGAAUGCCACAACCAUAGAGGAUUUCGGCUUAUUGAAACAAAAUAUGAUUUCAGUCUUCAAUGAGACAUUUUGCAACCAUCUUGCAUCGUCUUCUGGAUCAGAUUCUGCGAAUUACUUUAAUUGCACAUUAGUGCGUCGGAUAAAGUCAUUAAUCCAGCUUCUUCCAGGUGUUUAAAAUAAGGUUUUGUACAACUUAAACACGAAUAUAAAAAUAAAUGACAGAAAAUUAAAUAUAGAAAUUAUA
This is a messenger RNA of Bactrocera oleae (olive fruit fly), 5295 nucleotides long. NCBI's taxonomy places the organism in Eukaryota, Metazoa, Arthropoda, Insecta, Diptera, Tephritidae. The record is from RefSeq and is a predicted model, not a curated record.